GAAGGUGGAUACCGCUAUGAAGUUCCGAUAUCUGUGAACUACGCUUAUAGCUAGAGCUAUCACUGUAAUUUCUUGACGAGCUAGCGAACUGAUAUUCUGUCUCUUCAUUAUGCUCUAAAUGUUUUUGGAAAAAAGGCUGGCUUAUGGCAGGCCCGAUUUUUAAUGUCGACAACCGCAACAACAUACCGUCAUCGGGUGGGCCAGUAUAGUUGAAAUAGAACAAUAUGUAUUCGUGCGCCAACUGUCGUUUACUGAUAGCAACAUACCACAAACUAUCUGCUUAUAAACCGCAUCAAUUGUGUUAACUUGAUCAGCUAAAAGACACACGAACACAAAACACGAAUAAAGAAAUAAACAAAGCCACAAAUUUAAUCAUUUUGAUGUCGACCAAAAAUUCGAAAGUGAAUUUUUAUCGAACGAAACGUUACGACAAAAGCAACAUGUCUUCACUGCUUAAUUACAAUUUUGAGUUUGAUGUUCCACCAAUAUUCCACACCUUGCUGCUUGCAAUCAUGAUAAUGUGGAUGUUACACCGGUGGCAACAAUCUUCUAGGCUGUUUCGAUUGGGAAAUAAACUCCCUGGACCAAUGGCUUUACCUUUAGUGGGUAAUUCGCUACUGAUUUUAGGGAAAAAAGCUGAAGAUUUAGUAAAAUAUGCUCUGGAUUACUCUGAAAAAUAUGGAACUGUUGUGCGUGCCUGGGCUGGCCCAAAGCUCGUCGUGUUUCUAACAGACGCUAACGAUGUCGAAGUAAUUCUUAACAGUCAAAUUCACAUCGACAAGUCUCCCGAAUAUAGAUUUUUCAAACCGUGGCUUGGAGAAGGAUUACUUAUCAGUUCAGGUGAAAAAUGGCGUUCACAUCGAAAAAUGAUCGCUCCGACAUUCCAUAUAAAUAUUUUGAAAUCGUUCAUGGGAGUUUUCAAUGAGAACAGCAAGAGCGUUGUUAAAAAAUUACGUUCUGAAGUUGGAAAAACAUUUGACGUUCACGAUUACAUGAGCUGCGUGACAGUCGAUAUCCUACUAGAGACAGCAAUGGGAAUAACAAAAACGACGCAAGAUGCUGCGAGUUUUGACUAUGCUAUGGCCGUAAUGAAAAUGUGCAAUAUAAUUCAUCAGAGGCACUACAAAGUUUGGUUACAUUUUGAUGCCAUAUUCAAAUUGACUUCACUUUUCAAAAAACAGAGGGAGCUUUUGAAAACAAUUCAUGGUUUAACAAAUAAGGUUAUAAAAAAAAAGAAAUUCAUGUACCUACAAAACAAAGAAAAAGGCAUAAUUCCACCAACAAUAGAAGAACUGACUAAAAUAAAAGAUACAAAUGACAGCAUAAUGGAAGAUUCUGCAAAAACACUUUCCGAUACAGUUUUUAAGGGCUAUCGUGAUGAUUUGGAUUUUAAUGAUGAACAAGAUGUUGGCGAAAAGAAGCGUCUCGCUUUCUUAGACUUGAUGAUUGAAUCUGCACAAAACCACACAUGUAAUAUCAGCGACCACGAAAUCAAAGAGGAAGUUGACACUAUUAUGUUUGAGGGACAUGACACCACAGCAGCUGGAUCAAGCUUUGUCCUCUGUUUGUUGGGUAUUCAUCAAGAAAUUCAGAGUAAAGUAUAUGAUGAAUUAUUUGAAAUCUUCGGAGAUUCUGACAGACUGGUGACAUUUGCUGACACGCUUCAAAUGAAGUACUUAGAGAGGGUAAUUCUGGAGUCUCUCAGAUUGUAUCCACCAGUGCCGGCUAUAGCAAGGAAGCUGACGCGAGAUGUCCAGAUCGUUACAAACAACUACAUUAUACCAGCGGGAAGUACCGUCGUUAUUGGAACGUUCAAAAUUCAUCGUGAUCCUAAAUAUCAUAAGAACCCGAAUGUUUUCAAUCCAGACAACUUCCUGCCAGAAAACACACAAAAUAGGCACUACUACAGCUACAUACCGUUCAGCGCUGGGCCAAGAAGCUGUGUCGGUCGCAAAUAUGCUUUACUUAAACUGAAAGUGCUGCUCUCGACAAUUCUUCGUAAUUACAAAACCACAUCCGAAAUAUCUGAAGAUCAAUUUGUACUUCAGGCAGACAUCAUUUUGAAGAGAUACGAUGGCUUCAAAAUUCGAAUUGAACCAAGGAAUAAAAAUCAUUCAAAUACUGUUUAAAUUUAAGAAUUAAAUAAAGGUGAUUGAUUUAAACAAA
This is a messenger RNA of Bombyx mori (domestic silkworm), 2166 nucleotides long. RefSeq names its product cytochrome P450 4g15-like. Lineage: Eukaryota; Metazoa; Arthropoda; Insecta; Lepidoptera; Bombycidae. The transcript has 11 exons. The record is from RefSeq and is a predicted model, not a curated record. Gene Ontology annotation, molecular function: monooxygenase activity; iron ion binding; oxidoreductase activity, acting on paired donors, with incorporation or reduction of molecular oxygen. The coding region runs from base 381 to 2129 and encodes 582 amino acids.